Messenger RNA from Ambispora leptoticha, 225 nucleotides. The record is from the annotation of a GenBank genome assembly. Lineage: Eukaryota; Fungi; Glomeromycota; Glomeromycetes; Archaeosporales; Ambisporaceae.
AUGCGCUGUAGCGUUUGUGAUUAUUCACAAGACGCUGAUAUUGGGGAUCAGCGAGUUUCUCGCACGGAGUUCAAACCUUGGGGCUGUCAUUUGCAAGAAAAUCCUUCACCAGAUUUGAAGUUUGAUGCAACUAUUCACCGUCGUGAAAAACAAGUAUGCCCAGAAUGCAAAAAUAUAAUUCAGCUACUUGAAUUACACACUCGACAUCAAGAUAGCUUUCAUUGA